GACAAAUAUAAUAUAUAUUGAGUAAUAAAUAAGUAGAACAAAAUAUUUGCCUGAUUAAAGAUUACGGCGAUGGCAUCCUCAGGGCUGAUCGUUGCGCUUGCGUUGCUCGCUGCCGUGUCAGCGGCCCCCGAGAGCCGCAUUGUGGGUGGGGAGCAUACCACCAUCGAGCAGUUCCCAUACAUCGUCGCCCUGACCUACUUCUACCCUGGCCCUGGUAUCCUCAUACAGCGCUGCGUUGGCUCCCUCUCGUCGUGGCACGUACUCACCACGUCCUACUGUUUUACCGGUGGCAACUUGAACCAAUUCGAGGUCCGCGCUGGUUCGACCAACAGUCUCUCCGGUGGUGUUGUCGUGCUGUUCGACGAGCUCAUCAAGUAUCCCAACUACGUGGAGAAGCCUAGAGAAGGCGAUGUCGCCGUGGUUCGGUUGAAGACUCCCCUUGGCAUCAGCAGCACUAUCGACGUUCUGUACCUGCCUCCUCAGGGCACUAGUAUAGCUGAUGGCAGCUCUGUGAAAGUCGUCAGCUGGGGUUUCGAAUAUGAAGGCGGACCUCAACUGCAAACCCUGAAGACCAUCAACCUGUACAAAGUAAAUGUUGACGAGUGCAAGGCUGCGUACGAAGGCUCUGAAGCGGUCGCCAUCUCUGACCGUGUAAUCUGCGCGAAAGCCCCAGGCCGUGGUAUCUGUUUCGGUGACGCCGGUGCUCCCAUGGUCAUCGGCCGCGUGGUAGUCGGUACCGCCUCCUACUACGAGUCCUGCGACACCCAGGACUACCCCGACCUCUUCAGCAGGAUCGACACUUACACUAACUGGAUAUUGUCGGUCGCCGUCGCCCCUAGGAGCGAUAUUAGGUCCCCUACCCCAAUGCCAUGAGGGCCAACCUUAAUUAAUUCAAUAAGCUGUAGGCCCUAAUAGGGUGGCAAAGUAGAAUUAAGUUUUAGUAUGAUACAUUUAGAGCUCACAUUUUGUUAUUGCUCUUAUAGAAACAUGAGAAAGAUUUAAGAAUUAGUUAUUUUGCCAUCCUGUCAUGGUUUGAAAUAUUGGGGGUCACUUAAAAAUGCAUCAAACGAUUAUAAGCUAUGAAUGGAGCAGGAUUGAUAAAAAGCAUUAAAAAAUAGAUUCUCGAUUUAUUUAUAAGGAAAAAAUCUUAAUUAAAUAAAAUUAUUUUCUAUUA
Messenger RNA from Manduca sexta (tobacco hornworm), 1174 nucleotides. RefSeq names its product trypsin, alkaline C-like. Gene Ontology annotation, molecular function: serine-type endopeptidase activity. The record is from RefSeq and is a predicted model, not a curated record. Gene Ontology annotation, biological process: proteolysis. NCBI's taxonomy places the organism in Eukaryota, Metazoa, Arthropoda, Insecta, Lepidoptera, Sphingidae.